Molecule: messenger RNA, 3201 nt
Organism: Scophthalmus maximus (turbot)
Lineage: Eukaryota; Metazoa; Chordata; Actinopteri; Pleuronectiformes; Scophthalmidae
Gene: msrb3
Product: methionine sulfoxide reductase B3
Exons: 7
Coding region: 1900-2388 (162 amino acids)
Biological process (GO): response to oxidative stress; protein repair
Cellular component (GO): cytoplasm
Molecular function (GO): peptide-methionine (R)-S-oxide reductase activity
Source: RefSeq, a predicted model, not a curated record
UAUUCAGUGUGUCAUGGAGGUCCUCCUCAGACGUGGGCUCGCGACGGCCCUGCGCCGUGCCGUCGGCGGCUCGGUCUGCCGCCCUGCGCUGCGCGCCGCUCCUCUAGACUAUCCAGCAUCUCUUUAUUGAGCUGCCAGAUUGUGAAUGGGGCUCAGUGCGACGUCCAGGGUGACGGCAGUGUUCACCCAGCAUUGUGAACAAGCCAAGUUGUCCCUCUGAGCUAAUGCUUGCUCAUUGUGGUGAUGACAGAUCCAAAGUGUCCUGUCAUCCCUUUUUUUUGCAGACACUAGCUGUCAUACAAAAGCCUCCACCGGGGUCCGGGUCCGCAGCCGACCGUUCCUGCCGCAGACUCACUUUGUAGCUACUUCCAGGGACGUGCUGGUCCCCACACUGUCUGACAAAACAAAACUUGAAGAACCUCUGUUGAAGGAGGCGUGUCCGACUGAUGACCUCAAUCGGGGGGGAAGCAUUUCAUCGUGCCAUUGCACGUGUCCACGUCCAAAACAGUUGUAUACACGCCCCCGAAUCUGAGCACACUGCUAUUGGACUCGGAAGCAGUGGACGUGUGUUUGAGGAAUCGUGUUUCAGUCUAAUACAAUGCAUGGUUUCACCUGCAGGGUGUGAUCAAGACGGAUGAUGUGGAUGAUCGUGUCGCCCCGACAUUCCCGAUAAAUAACAUCAUCCGAGCCUGUCGCACAUAUAAUAUAUGUAGAGUUCAAAAGUGUUCGACUGUGCACCAGUAAAGGGAUAAAAAGAAAAUGUAACAGCAGCUUACUGAAUUAUUUAACCAAGGGGUCAGGGGGCCUGUCGGCUUCUCUCUGCCUUUUUCUUUUAGUUGUUCUGAAGGUGAAUAUUGGGCAGUGUGAUUUAUUAUUAGCAUUCCUUUUUAUUUACUGUGCCAGUGUCGCUCUUGUUCUGUCCUCCUGCAUGUGUGGGGAGGUUCUGCGUCUGUCACCGCAGGAGAGCUGCUGCUGCUCCCCUGUCGUCACCUGCUGUCCUCCUCCACAGAUUGCGUUGGACAUCUGUCCAUCUUUGGUGUUGGAAAGCUUUCGUUGCACUUCACAUAACCAGUCGUCUCCUCUGCUCUGCUCUGAGUGUGGGGAGGGGCCAAGAUGCAGUGCGUUUAUGUGCACACUAUUAGUCAAGUAUUCAGAAUUCACUACGGGUCGUGUACAUGACAUUCUGUUUGGAUACUCAUAGCAUUUUCCAAUUAAAUUGUGGGAUAUGCCUUUAUUAUACAAAAGGGUAAAAGGGUUAAUAUAUGGACUUGUAUACAGUGCAUUCAGAAUACACGUUGUCUCAGUUGUCUGUUUUUUCUGGGAGUUGGUGACAAACAGACUCUUCCUUGCUUGUGAUCAGGUCUCUGUGUUGAAUACAAACCAAACAGACAAAAGUUUGCAUUCAUCUCAAGAGAAAGCCCACAUAUCUGGACUGAAGGAGAAACCAAGGGGUUUUUAUAUUUCAUCAUGAGAAGACUUUGAUAUCAACAGGUUUUCUUCUGUUGGACAGUAAAGUUAGAAACAGGACGCACGUCAUGGGCGCAUUUUACAUGAAUCAGAGUGUGCAAGGCUGCAGUGUAUAAUAUUACUGAAAUAUUCAUUCAUCUUUGUAAUUGGAAAAUUAGGAAUAUUUUGAGCUUGUAAAAUAUCAGAAACCGGGAUGUCCUUUGGUCUAAACUUCAUAUAAACCAAAGCGAAAUCUAUUAUGAAGAAAUGACAUGUUUUAUUAUUAUACUAAAUGUGGUAUUAUUGUUUGGUCGGGAGAUGAAUGGGGUUUUGCUUUGCGUAUGGGUUCUCUCUCCAAUGUGACAAAUGACAUUAGCGUUAUUUAGAAUUCCUCGCUGAUUUGAACAUUUGGAUAUCACCGGCUGAAGGUCCCCCGUGCGGAAUGAGGAGUUGAUGUGUUCUGUGUUUCCAGGAGCACGCAGGACCAAGAAGACAUGGCCGGUGAGCUUCUCUCAGGAGGAGUUGAAGAAACGCCUCACACCGACGCAGUUCCACGUCACUCAGGAGAGAGGAACGGAGAGUGCGUUCACUGGUGAGCUCACACUUCUUAAAGAUGAGGGGACGUACAAGUGUGUGGUCUGUGGCACCCCGCUGUUCAGCUCAAACACUAAAUUUGACUCCGGAUCAGGUUGGCCCUCCUUCUUUGACCUGGUGAAGGACGAGUCUGUGACUCUGACGGAUGACUACUCCUACGGGAUACACCGAGUGGAGACCACCUGCAGCCAGUGCGGAGCCCAUCUGGGACACCUGUUCGAUGAUGGACCAAGACCCACCGGGAAGCGCUACUGCAUUAACUCGGCCUCACUGGCCUUCCAGCCCAAAGACGCGGCCGAGGGCGGAGCUGCUGGCGGCUCAGUGAGCGACAGGAAGACGGAGCUCUGAGCGACACACCGGCCCGGUGACUGUGCCUGUGUAGGGAGAGUCCAAAAGUUCACUCAGCAUUAAAAUAGUUCACAAAGUAACGAGAGUGCAGGAGGUCCCCAGACACGGACCAAAAGCUCCAAGUAAUCUGAAAGUGCAUGUUUCCCAAAACAGCCAUUUUGAAGUGUGCAACGUGCAAGACACUGCGUAAACUGCCUUAAAAGGAACGUUCAGUAUUUGUCAACCUGGGUUUGACUCUGUCGUGGUCGUGAGGGGAGCAGGGCGAGGCUGCCUCAGGAGCUGCGGGGAGUUCAAAGGGACGACCCCUAUGAGCCUUUGCUUUUUGUGUUCUUGCUGGAAUAUUUCCCAACUGCCUAUGAACGAGGCGGUGAAAAUGUCAGGAACUACCGACCAUGGACAAAAGACAUCCACUUUGACAAAUACCAGAAUUUUCUCCCUUUAACCUCCCCGGUGUGGGAAACAGCAUUCGGUCUGCCAAUUUAAACAUGGAUGAAGUGCUGUGUUGUAGACACACAUACGUUACACAUGUGUGCGUAUAUAUAUACAGUGUGUGUGUAUGUAUGUAUAUAUUGGAGUGGUGUUUGAUUUAAUGAUGUCACCUAUGCAAGUGCUGCUGUCAGUAGUGACGCAGCACAGUGAAACACAGCCGAGACACUUUGACAGAAUCUUAUUGUGGAAAAAUAAUGUGCUGCGGUCGUUAGGUCACUUCCUGUAUUUGUUCCUUCUCUACUCCUUUGCUUCAGGAAAUAUUUUCAAUCUUCCACAGCUUGUAUUAAAACAGUUGUUGGAUGAAUAAAAUAUGCAGAAACAGUU